GACGUGCGCAGUUCGUUUUUUGGGUUGUCGAGCCAAUGGGAGAGUGGCAUUUUCCGAAUGGUAAAGUGGUGGGAGGGCGGAACGGUGUCGGUUGCGUGCAGGUUGCCAGGCAUGUUCCGCGGCGGCUUUGUAGAAGUGGAUACAAGAGAGAGAGAAUGGUGAAAAGUUAAAAGAGAGAGCCGCAGAGAUGAGAGGAGAGAAACGAAUUUGAUCCACAACAAAAUAGUGAGCCUGUCUCUUCUAAUCGCACAGUUCGUUUUCCACUGUGCUCCUGUAUUCUCUAUUUCACAUCAUUUCUCCGCGCGCACUUAUUUUCUACACAUACAUUAAUUUAACUAUAUUUUCGACAUAUCCACAGUUUUGUUUCGCAUGUUUAUUUUGUGACAUCUGUGUCAUUGCGGCUAAAACAGCUUUUUAUCAUGUCCGGAGGGCAACAUUAUUGCCUACGAUGGAACAAUUACCAAAGCAACAUGACGAGCGUGUUUCACCAGCUGCUGCAAAAUGAGGCCUUCGUUGACGUGACCUUGGCGUGUAAUGACCUUUCGCUGAAAGCCCAUAAGGUGGUUCUUUCAGCUUGUUCUGCAUAUUUUCAAAAGCUCCUAUUAGAAAACCCCUGUAAACACCCAACAAUCAUAAUGCCACAAGACGUCUGUUACGCAGAUCUGAAAUUUAUCAUCGAGUUCGUGUACAAAGGAGAAAUCGAUGUUUCGCAGGCGGAAUUACAGUCAUUACUAAAAACAGCAGAUCAACUUAAAAUAAAAGGUUUGUGUGAAAAUCCGGACGAGAACGAAGAUAUCGAAUCGAGCUUCGCGUUCGAAGGAAGAAGACAUAAAAUACGACGGAUCGGAUCUCCUAAACCGCAACAUAACAAAUCCGUAACGGAAAACAACAACAGGAAACACAAACAGAAAAGGUCGGAAAGGCGGAAAUCGCAGGAUAAAGACGAUAAAGAAAAUUGUAAUAAAGAAAACAAUACAGAAAAUACCGGUAAAGAUGAAGUGAAUAACGACGUUGGUUCGGACGAGGAAAAUGAGAUGCCAAUUGCCUUAGACGAAGAGAGUAAGAAGAGGAAACUUACAGAGAGCGAAGAGACCCGCGUUAAUAUGACUAGUCAUGGACCGUUACCUGAACAAACUUUCUCGUUCUCUCAGUUCGGAGUGGAUAACGAUGAUUUCCCACCAGAGCCGCUGGCACCGACUGCUAUCCCGGUCGGAAACGUAGACAUGCAUGACCACUCUCCCACUAGAACAUUGCUGACUAACUCUUCAAUCGAUAGGACUGACCUAUCAGAUUCCACCGUGAAAUAUUGCGAUAUUAAAAAAGAAUCUAGUAGUAUUAAUAUUAAAUUGGAGGCUCUUCAAUCGUACGAUGAUGAUCAAUCUUUAUUGGAAAUGGAUAGUAGUCGAAUAUCGGGUCAUGAUCAUUCCAUGGAUAGUGUGGAUGAGGGAAAACCUGAAUUACACACGAUGAUGAUAACACCCGAAUUAUUAGGGAUGAUGCCACCAACAGGUCCUCAUGGAUUAGAUUGUAGUUUAGAUUCUUCCUCAAUAAAAAGUAACGGCCAUUCGGAUCAUCCUUCAGGACGGGGACACGGCGGUGGGCCAAAAACAUGGACUCAAGAAGACAUGGAAUUAGCUUUAGACGCGUUGAGAAACCACAAUAUGAGUUUAACGAAAGCAUCGGCAACUUACGGAAUCCCAUCGACGACGUUAUGGCAACGAGCUCAUCGAUUGGGAAUAGAUACCCCUAAAAAGGAAGGUCCGACGAAAUCCUGGACGGAGGAAAGUUUAAAUUCCGCACUGGAAGCUUUAAGAACGGGAACGAUUUCCGCGAAUAAAGCCAGUAAAGCUUACGGUAUUCCAAGCAGCACCUUGUACAAAAUAGCACGGAGAGAAGGGAUACGAUUGGCGGCGCCGUUUAAUGCGGCACCUACAACAUGGACCCCGGAAGAUUUAGAAAAAGCUUUAGAAUCCAUAAGAUCUGGGCAAACGUCCGUGCAGAAAGCUUCGACUGAAUUUGGGAUUCCAACGGGGACGUUAUACGGAAGGUGUAAAAGAGAAGGGAUCGAAUUAAGUAGGUCUAAUCCUACACCUUGGUCUGAAGACGCUAUGGGCGAAGCGUUAGAAGCAGUCAGAUUGGGUCACAUGUCGAUUAAUCAAGCAGCGAUUCAUUAUAACCUGCCGUAUUCGUCGUUAUAUGGCCGAUUUAAAAGGGGGAUUAAAUACGAAGCUGAAUGCAUAGAUGGAAAUUCGGAUAGUCAAUCAAACUUGGAUGCUCAAAGUCACAUGAUGGAGUACAGUAAUAACUCGCACCAUCAAAUACAGUACCAACAUCAUCCGCCAAAUAGCUGAAACAUGUAUUAUUAAUUUGUUGGAGAUAACAACAAAAUUUUCUAUUUUUUUUU
Molecule: messenger RNA, 2404 nt
Organism: Onthophagus taurus
Lineage: Eukaryota; Metazoa; Arthropoda; Insecta; Coleoptera; Scarabaeidae
Source: RefSeq, a predicted model, not a curated record